AUGGAUGGCUUUCAGGGCGCAGAUUUCCAGGACGGCAGCGUUGCCGAGGAGUGUGCCCGCCGGCCUUUGCCGAGCGCGACAAUUACCGGGUCACUGUCCAAACUGAAAGCCAAUCCGGGCUUUUGGCAGGGCCAGGGCAAGCGUCUCAGCCAGCUGUGGUCAUCUGGGAUCUUGCUGCAGGCAGUCGGCAUACCGCUGCGCCACUUGUUGGCGCUGUACGGCUUAAGGCUUUGUCUCAAGGGAGAGGUGCCCGGCCGCACGGCGCUGCUGGCGCUGCUGCUGUGGCCCGUCAGCGGCCUGGGGGUCACCGCUGGGGCCCACCGCCUCUGGACGCAUCAGUCCUACAAGGCCUCUUCCACCCUCGAGACGCUGCUGAUGCUCAUGUUCUCCGUGGCGGACCAGGGCCCCAUCCAGGGCUGGGCCCUGACCCAUGCCAUGCACCACGCGGCCAGCGACACCAUCUGGGAUCCCCACAACCGGGCCCAGGGCUUCUGGCACGCCCACUUCACCUGGCUCUUCUCCCCCAGGAAGUUCCGCCUGUCUUCUUCCGAGUACCACCGGGUUUUGCGGGGCAUAGGGCCCCCGGUCAAGUUCCAUGACCGGCACUGCGCCUGGUGGGACCCGCUGUGGUCCCUGGGCGUGCCCUCGCUGGUGGCGGCCUGCUGGGGCGACCCUUGGACGGGGCUCUUCGUGGCGGGGGCUCUGCGCUGGGCCGUUGUGCAGCACAUCACCUUUGCGGUGAACUCCAUCGCCCACGGGGACCGGGACGAAGACGACGCCUACGCCUUUGAGCCGGCGGUGGGCGUCGGGCCCCGGGUCAGCCUGUUGGUGUCGCUCCUGGCGUUGGGGGAGGGCUGGCACGACUAUCAUCAUCUCUUCCCCUGGGACUACGCCGCCGCGGAACUGGAUGCUUGGGACCAGUACAAUCCCACCAAGGUCUUCAUCGACGGCUGCUGCCUCCUGGGCCUGGCCCAGGGCCGCAGGCGCUGCUCGCCCCGGCUGCAGGAGCUCCGGCGGAUGCAACUGCUGGGGCUGCAGGAAGAUGAGGGGCUCUACGAGGUGGUCGGGCUCCCACUGCUGCGCCGCAAGAGGCUACGAAGCGGAAAAGCCCCUCACUGA
Molecule: messenger RNA, 1119 nt
Organism: Effrenium voratum
Lineage: Eukaryota; Dinophyceae; Suessiales; Symbiodiniaceae
Source: the annotation of a GenBank genome assembly